AUGGCGGCACUGGUCGCACCACAACAAGUGCUCGCCUACCGCUGCGGCGCCUGCCGGCGCCACCUCUUCGACGCGACGGACGUCGUCCACGGUCUCACUGGAGACGAGUGCGGCAGCUUCGUGCUCGAGGAGCCACUCGAAUGGAUGACGCAGCAGCUCCAGGGCGACGGUGGCCGCCUGUGCUGCGAAUGCGGCGCCAAGCUGGGGCAUUGGUCGUGGACCGGCAUGCGGUGCGGCUGCGGCGAAUGGCUCGCGCCCGCCUUCUCCAUCGCCAAAUCGAAGGUCGACGGGCGCGCGGCGAAAAGCCGAUCGCGCGGCGAAACGAGUGGUGUCCAGGAGCGGCUCGGCGUGUCGCUGCCCUGGCUGCGCGUCGACCCGCCGCGGCGCGUCGUCGUCUACGUCGGCGACGGCGACAGAGACUCGGCGAAGCGCAGUGUGGAUGCGGCAUGGGCGAACCGGGCCGUGCGCGAGGCGUUCUGGCUGUUUUUGUCAUCGGAUGAUGCGGCGCCGGAAGACGUCUCCGCCUUGAUCCGCGAGGUGCGUGCGCGGGGCGUGGCCGACGUCGUCGCGGCGGGCGCCGGGCGCGGCGCGGCCGUCGUGAGUGCGGUCGAGUGCGAGCGCGUGGCGCUGAUCGCGCCGCCCGCGGACGUCAGUCUCAGGGCACGGCGCGCCUUGGUCUGCUGCGCGAAAGGCGACGACCGGUCCUGGGGCGACGCGACGGUCGAGGUCUACGCAGGGAUCGACGCGGCAGCGCCCCCAGCAGGAGUCGUCCGCGCGCUCUGCGCCUUUGUAUGUACUUAA
Molecule: messenger RNA, 801 nt
Organism: Pelagomonas calceolata
Lineage: Eukaryota; Pelagophyceae; Pelagomonadales; Pelagomonadaceae
Source: the annotation of a GenBank genome assembly